CUCCCGUCCUCCGUCCUCCGCUCUCACUCUGGCUGGGAGCAGAACUCAGCCUGGACUCCUGUCGCCGUCGGCACCCACCCUGCCCUGGUCACACCGUGUGGUGACCGCAGGCCGGAGACAUGAGGGCAGCCCGCACUCUGCUGCCCCUGCUGCUGCAGGCCUGCUGGGUGGCCGCACAGGACGAGCCCGAGUCCCCAAAAGCAGUCGCCUUCCAGGACUGCCCCGUGGACCUGUUCUUUGUGCUGGACACGUCUGAGAGCGUGGCCCUGAGGCUGAAGCCCUACGGGGCCCUGGUGGACAAGGUCAAGUCCUUCACCAAGCGCUUCAUCGACAACCUGAGGGACAGGUACUACCGCUGUGACCGGAACCUGGUGUGGAACGCGGGCGCGCUGCACUACAGCGACGAGGUGGAGAUCAUCCAGGGCCUCACGCGCAUGCCCGGCGGCCGCGACUCCCUCAAGAGCAGUGUGGACGCCGUCAAGUACUUCGGGAAGGGCACCUACACCGACUGCGCCAUCAAGAAGGGGCUGGAGCAGCUCCUCGUGGGGGGCUCCCACCUGAAGGAGAACAAGUACCUGAUUGUGGUGACCGACGGGCACCCACUGGAGGGCUACAAGGAACCAUGCGGGGGGCUGGAGGAUGCUGUGAAUGAGGCCAAGCACCUGGGCAUCAAAGUGUUCUCGGUGGCCAUCACUCCCGACCACCUGGAGCCGCGCCUCAGCAUCAUCGCCACGGACCACACGUACCGGCGAAACUUCACAGCGGCUGACUGGGGCCAGAGCCGUGAUGCAGAGGAGGCCAUUAGCCAGACCAUCGACACCAUCGUGGACAUGAUCAAAAAUAAUGUGGAGCAAGUGUGUUGCUCCUUCGAGUGCCAGCCUGCAAGAGGACCUCCGGGGCCCCGGGGUGACCCCGGCUUCGAGGGAGAACGAGGCAAGCCAGGGCUCCCAGGAGAGAAGGGAGAAGCUGGAGAUCCUGGAAGACCCGGAGACCUCGGACCUGUUGGAUACCAGGGGAUGAAGGGAGAAAAAGGGAGCCGCGGGGAGAAGGGCUCCAGGGGACCAAAGGGCUACAAGGGAGAGAAGGGCAAGCGUGGCAUCGACGGGGUGGAUGGCGUGAAGGGGGAGACGGGGUACCCAGGCCUGCCAGGCUGCAAGGGCUCGCCCGGGUUUGACGGCAUUCAAGGACCCCCCGGCCCCAAGGGAGACCCCGGUGCCUUUGGGCUGAAAGGAGAAAAGGGCGAGCCUGGAGCCAACGGGGAGGCAGGGAGACCUGGGAGCUCAGGGCCACCUGGAGACCUGGGUGAGCCAGGAGAGCCUGGUCCCCCAGGAGAGAAAGGAGAGGCGGGCGACGAGGGGAACCCAGGACCUGACGGUGCCCCCGGGGAGCGGGGCGGCCCUGGAGAGAGAGGACCACGGGGGACCCCAGGCACGCGGGGACCAAGAGGAGACGCUGGGGAAGCUGGCCCGCAAGGCGACCAGGGACGAGAAGGGCCCACUGGCAUCCCCGGAGACCCGGGUGAGGCCGGCCCCAUCGGACCUAAAGGCUACCGAGGAGAUGAGGGCCCCCCAGGGUCCGAGGGCGCCAGAGGAGCUCCAGGACCUGCUGGGGCCCCUGGAGACCCCGGGCUGAUGGGCGAGAGGGGUGAAGAUGGCCCCCCUGGAAAUGGCACGGAGGGCUUCCCCGGCUUCCCCGGCUAUCCGGGCAACAGGGGUCCUCCUGGGAUAAACGGCACGAAAGGCUACCCAGGCCUCAAGGGGGAUGAGGGGGAAGCCGGGGACCCUGGAGAUGAUAACAAUGACAUUGCACCCCGAGGAGUCAAAGGUGCGAAGGGGUACCGUGGCCCCGAGGGCCCCCAGGGGCCCCCAGGACAUCCAGGACCACCUGGGCCAGAUGAAUGCGAGAUUUUGGACAUCAUCAUGAAAAUGUGCUCUUGCUGUGAAUGCAAGUGCGGCCCCAUCGACCUCCUCUUCGUGCUGGACAGUUCAGAGAGCAUCGGCCUGCAGAACUUCGAGAUCGCCAAGGACUUCGUGGUCAAGGUCAUUGACAGGCUGAGCCGGGACGAGCUGGUCAAGUUCGAGCCAGGGCAGUCGUCCGCGGGUGUGGUGCAGUACAGCCACAGCCAGAUGCAGGAGCACGUGAGCCUGCGCAGCCCUGGCAUCCGGAACAUGCAGGAACUCAAGGAAGCCAUCAAGAGCCUGCAGUGGAUGGCAGGUGGCACCUUCACGGGAGAGGCGCUGCAGUACACACGGGACCAGCUGCUGCCACCCAGUCCUCACAGCCGCAUUGCCCUGGUCAUCACCGACGGGCGCUCUGACACCCAGAGGGACACCACGCCACUCAAUGUGCUCUGCGGCCCUGGCAUCCAGGUGGUCUCCGUGGGCAUCAAGGAUGUGUUUGACUUCGUCCCGGGCUCCGACCAGCUCAACGUCAUUUCCUGCCAAGGCCUGGCACCCUCCCAGGGCCGGCCAGGCAUCUCACUGGUGAAGGAGAACUACGCAGAGCUGCUGGAGGAUGCCUUCCUGAAGAAUGUCACGGCCCAGAUCUGCAUAGACAAGAAGUGUCCAGAUUAUACCUGUCCUAUCACAUUCUCCUCCCCGGCUGACAUCACCAUCCUGCUGGACGGCUCGGCCAGCGUGGGCAGCCACAACUUUGACACCACCAAGCACUUCGCCAAGCGGCUGGCCGAACGCUUCCUCGAGGCGGGCAGGACGGACCCGGACCACAACGUGCGGGUGGCAGUGGUGCAGUACAGCGGCACGGGCCAGCAGCGGCCGGAGCGGGCGUCACUGCAGUUCCUGCAGAACUACACGGCCCUGGCCAGCAGCAUCGACGCCAUGGACUUCUUCAACGAUGCCACCGACGUCAACGACGCCCUGGCCUACGUGACCCGCUUCUACCGCGAGGCUUCAUCUGGCACUGCCAAGAAGAGGCUGCUGCUCUUCUCAGACGGCAAUUCGCAGGGCGCCACGCCUGCAGCCAUCGAGAAGGCAGUGCAGGAGGCCCAGCAGGCAGGCGUGGAGAUCUUCGUGGUGGUUGUGGGCAGCCAGGUGAACGAGCCCCACAUCCGCGUCCUGGUCAGCGGCAAGACGGCCGAGUACAACGUAGCCUACGGCGAGCGCCACCUGUUCCGGGUCCCCAACUACCAGGCCCUGCUCCGUGGCGUCUUCCACCAGACGGUCUCCAGGAAGGUGGCGCUGGGCUAGCCCGCCCGCAGGCCAGCCCAGACCCUGUCCUCCCACCCUCCCACCCAUCCUUAAACAGUGAAAUGGGAGGCGAAUUUUCCCCACCCGCCUGAUUCACUAGAUUUGUUUGGAAGGAACAGCUUGGAAAGCCAGGAUGCAGCGUGCCCGCUUGGCGCAGCGCCCUACGAGUCUCAGCCCUGCGCUGGCGUCUGCCUGGGCUCCUCGCCCCGCUCUCCCGCCCUCCCUGCCUUCUGCCCACCCGCUCCUUCCUGACGCAUCUGUGCUGCCUCCCACCUGCCUGAGCCAUACCCGCCUCCCCCUCCUCUGUCCCCAUUGCUGGCUUUUCCCACCAACCCGGCAGAAUUCCUCACCUGACAUUUAAUUUACAUGUAAACUCAAAGCAGGCUCCUCCUGUCAGCUGAUGGCAGCACUGGACUCUGUCUCGACCCCCAAGGUCGGGGGCUGUUGUAGACACAGAUCUCGGCCACUCAGCCCUGUCUCCUGAGGGUCCUGUGGGACCAGCGUGGACCUCAGCCCACAGCCCUGGGGGCCGCUGCUGACCAGCACUGACCCCGACUCAGAGCGCUCGCAGGGGCGGUGGCUGCACUCAAGACCCUCGAGAUUAAAGGUGCUAACCCCGUCUGCUCCUGCCUCCCGCAGAGACCGGGGCCGGGGCUGGACUGAGAACCCCAUGGUGCCACAGAGGCCCGUGUCUUCCUAGAAACAACGCAAACCUCUCCUCACAAUAGCAAUGUGUUCGAUGUUUUCUCCGAGGCCCUCUUUCUACGUUCGUGUUAUUUUUGCUCCUUCUGUGUUUUCUCUGAACCGUAUCCACGUCAACGACUUUUCCAAAUAAAGGUUUUCACUCUUC
Messenger RNA from Callithrix jacchus (white-tufted-ear marmoset), 4056 nucleotides. It is a transcript of the gene COL6A1, whose product is annotated as collagen type VI alpha 1 chain. NCBI's taxonomy places the organism in Eukaryota, Metazoa, Chordata, Mammalia, Primates, Cebidae. The record is from RefSeq and is a predicted model, not a curated record.